Oryctolagus cuniculus (rabbit) is the source of this 527-nucleotide messenger RNA. Its product is annotated as platelet microbicidal protein 1. Gene Ontology annotation, molecular function: chemokine activity. Gene Ontology annotation, biological process: defense response; chemotaxis; immune response. The record is from RefSeq and is marked provisional. Lineage: Eukaryota; Metazoa; Chordata; Mammalia; Lagomorpha; Leporidae. Gene Ontology annotation, cellular component: extracellular region.
ACUGGCCAGCGGAGCCCCAGCCUGCCUUCCUUCGCGCGCUCCAUCCGGUUGCAGCCCCGGCGAUAUGAGCAUCCCAGAGGCGUCUGGUGCCCCCCGACCCCGGCCAAGCCGCGGACUGUUGCUCCUGGGACUGCUGCUGCUGCUGACUGUGGCAGCCGCCGCCAGUGAUGACCCAAAAGAAAGUGAGGGAGACCUGCACUGCGUGUGUGUGAAGACCACUUCCCUCGUCCGGCCCAGGCACAUCACCAACCUGGAGCUGAUCAAGGCCGGAGGCCACUGCCCCACCGCCCAACUGAUAGCCACGCUGAAGAACGGGAGGAAACUCUGCCUGGAUCCGCAGGCGGCCCUGUACAAGAAAGUGAUCAAGAAACUCCUGAAGGAGUAGCUGCUUGCUGCCUAAAUCUGUUUGUUUGCUCUAGCGCCUGUUUGGUUAUUUUUUCCCCCUUCACUUUCACCUAACUGUCCAAGAGUCCUCUGAUGUUUAUAUCAUCUUUCAAAUCUUAAAUAAAAAACUAAUAUAAACCAGA